Molecule: messenger RNA, 2578 nt
Organism: Xyrauchen texanus (razorback sucker)
Lineage: Eukaryota; Metazoa; Chordata; Actinopteri; Cypriniformes; Catostomidae
Product: zinc finger protein ZFP2-like
Exons: 5
Coding region: 1-1995 (664 amino acids)
Biological process (GO): regulation of transcription by RNA polymerase II
Cellular component (GO): nucleus
Molecular function (GO): RNA polymerase II cis-regulatory region sequence-specific DNA binding; DNA-binding transcription factor activity, RNA polymerase II-specific
Source: RefSeq, a predicted model, not a curated record
AUGAUACUGGCAAGUUUGCUGGAGAGGCAGAACGGGUAUGAGGAUCAGCCGCCAGGUCCAGUAGAUGGCAGAAACGCACCGCGAGUUGUUUUUGACCAGCAUAAAACACGAGAUGAAACAAGAGCUGCAGACAGUUUGAGCGCGCAGAUGUUCAUCAUGAGAGAGCAGGUGGACGUGAUCUGCUGUAAAUCAGUAGGAACUGAUCUGUCCAUGCUGGAUAUUGAUGAUUUCAUCACAGAAAUCUCUCAGCUGAAGAAAGAUGUGACGUCACUGGAGACAAAACUGAUGGAGACAGAACUGUAUUCACGCUGCACCUGUUUUGAGCGAGUUAAAGUUGAGAUUGAGCUGGAAAAGGUUUCCUGUCAAUCUUCAGUGUGUGUGACUGAUGGGACCUCCACAGAAUGUCAGGAUUCAGUGUGGAGCGGCAGAGAUCCGUCCACACCACAGCAGCUGCUGGACAAACUCUCUGAACAGAGAUCCAGAGACACACAGGACUCACAGCUCACUUUACUCUGUUCUACUGAUGCUCAGGAGAGUGUGUGUGACAGUAAUCAGGGUGAUCAAACCUCCACAGAGUCUCUGACUUCUGUCUGUAACGCUGGAGAACAGCAGAUGCUGCAGACACCAGUGAAGAUUGAAGUGAAGCAGGAGAUAAAAGAAGAAAACAAAGCAGAGGAAGAACAGAGUGAUGAAGAUGAUAAUGAACAGCAGAUGCUGCAGACACCAGUGAAGAUGUGUUCAGUGAAGCUGCUGGACUGCAGAAACCUGAUGAAGAUUAGAGGAGAAACCACCACAGAGGAACAACAGCGAGAUGAAGAUAAUUUUAUUCAUUCAGAGCUGAUGGAAGAGCAAGAGGAACAUCGAGAGCUGAAUAAACUUCAGCAUCAGAAACAUCAUGAUUUAAUGACUGGAGAAAAAUCUUUGAGUGACUCAAAGACUAAGAAGUUCUCACUAAAGUCACAAAGAAGAGCAUCAAAACAUUAUUUCACCUGCUUUCAGUGUGGAAAGAGUUUCACGUUUAAAAGAGAUCUUAAUGUUCACAUGAGAAUUCAUACUGGAGAGAAGCCUUACAUGUGUCAUCAGUGUGGGAAAAGUUUUACAUAUACACAAGAUCUCAAGAUUCAUCUCCUCCGUCACACUGGAGAAAGACCAUUUGAAUGUGAUCAGUGCGGUAAAACAUUUGUUGUGGCAGCGCACCUAAAAACACACAUGAAAACUCACACAAAUAAGAAUUCUUACAAGUGUUCUUUUUGUGGAAAGAGUUUUGCUUACCGGUCAUAUUUUAAACAGCACCAGAAAAUACAUUACAGCAUUGGUGCUCCAAUGUGCUUUGAUUGUGGGAAGACCUUUACAACAGCCAGCAACUUGAACAAGCACCAAAGAAUCCAUACUGGAGAAAAUUUUUACAAGUGCUCACACUGUGAAAAGAGUUUCACUCUGUUACAAAGCCUGAAAACACAUGAGAGAAUCCAUACUGGAGAGAAACCUUACCAGUGCUCACAGUGUGGAAAGAGUUUCACUCAGUCACAAAACCUGAAAACACAUGAGAGAAUUCAUACUGGAGAGAAACCUUACAAGUGCUCGCACUGUGGAAAGAGUUUCGCUCAGUCACAAGACCUAAAAAAACACGAGAGAAUACAUACUGGAGAGAAACCUUUUAAGUGCUCUCACUGUGGAAAGAGUUUCGCUCAGUCAUACAACCUGAAAAAACACGAGAUAAUUCAUACUGGAGAGAAACCUUACAAGUGCUCACACUGUGGAAAGAGUUUCGCUCAGUCACAAAACCUGAAAACACACGAGAGAAUCCAUACUGGAGAGAAACCUUACAAGUGCUCACACUGUGGAAAGAGUUUCACUCAGUCAGAAAGCCUGAAAACACACAAGAGAAUCCAUACGGGAGAGAAACCAUACCAGUGCUCACACUGUGGAAAGAGUUUCACUCUGACACAACACCUAAAAAGACACGAGAGAAUUCAUACUGAAGAGAAACCAUAAAAGUGCUCUUCGAGUGGGAGGAGUUUCAGCACAGCAAGACAUGUGUUGCCCAAAGUAAUCGCAGAGAGAAGUACUUCUUCAGUUACAAUGCAGUGCAGCAGCAUCUAUGAAGAGUAAUGUAAUUUGCUAAAAUCACCUGUUCUGGUGAAGUUUGGCCUUGUUCAACAUUGUAUUAAUGACCCAAUUUCACCUGAUAUUAUUAUGGUGAUCUGAUCACAAGUGGUUUGCACUAAAUACAGGAGGAAAUGGGGCCCAGAACGUUUUGUUAUCGAAUCACCAAAACCACAUACGGAGGUAGUAAAAAUGCAUAUGACCACAUCGCAAUUAAACUGUGCUCUUAUGUGCGACUUUAAAAGGAAAUAACCAUCCGGUCCGAAUAUUUGAAAAGGCAUACUUGUAUACAACUACAAGAACUUCAUGGAUCUUCUACAGAAGUUUAAUAAAGUAAAUAUAAUUCUGAUAGAAAUGCUACAGUUGUGCUCAGAUACAAUUUCAGCAGUGUUUUCCUUGUCAUUAAUUACUUUUAUGAGGUUUGUUACUAUGCAGUAAUACACUGACAUAGUGAAUGAUUUUGUUACAUGCA